AUGUUCAAUCUGAAGGGGAUCGUGGCCACUUUGGUAGGCGUUGGCAUCACUGUUGUUAAUGCUGGACCUUGCAAGCCCCAGUCUUUGUCUGAAGCAGCUUCUUCGACCACCGGCGUCUCUGUGUCUGGCUAUACUUCACUCGUAUCAUCCGCCACCUGGGCCAGUACCUCGACCGUCAGCUCUGACACAGAAUUAGCCACCGAUUCUGCGACCUUGACUCAGACCAACGACGUCCCGACAACCCUAGCUGAAUCUACAGUCACUUCGGCUACCGCUUCAGCUACAACAUCUGUAGCCGUCGACACACCAUGCGGAAACCAAAUCUAUCGAGGCACUGCCUCAAACCCCGGCUACACUUCCACCGACGCCGCAAACGAGGUGGAAUGUUGGGAGUCAUGCUCCAGCGAUUUUGAAUGCAGUACCUGGUUUUUCCAGUCAGAAGGCGUUUGCCAACACUAUCGCGAAACCCUUGCUGUUAUCGGUCGCCCCGAAAACGAAGAUAGUAACCUCAUCGGCUCUCGCAACUGCUCCCCUCGCCACUACAUCCCUUGCAGUAAUGACAUUGGCUUUGGAUAUAUUGCUGAGACUCCAACUGGUCAAGUUCAGCCUGUUGAGUUCGAAGCCGACUGCGCUCAUGUGUGUAUGAAAGACGGCGACUGCAUGUCUUGGCAGUACGACAGCUAUUCGCAAACCUGCAACAAGUUCUCCAGCUACUUUGGUGAUAUUAUCACCCCCCAGGCGGAUGCUUCUCCAGCUCAAAAAAUCUUGCUUGCAGGUUCCCGAAGCUGCUCUUCGGACUUUUUUAAGCCACAGUUGGAGCCUUGCAAUGACCAGAUCAACACAGUGGAUGCCAGAGACAUAGGGGGAGAGGGGUACAGAUACUUUACCGAGUUUAACACAGUCGCGCUCUGCGCAAGGGCUUGUUCCAUUGAUCCAAUGUGCAUGUCAUGGGGGGUUUUUAAUGGACAAUCGGAUUGCACACUUUCGCAAAAUGACUAUGACAAUAUUCCUACUGGUCUCAGCGCGGCAGGCUCAAGAAACUGUGGUGUUCCCUAG
This is a messenger RNA of Fusarium graminearum PH-1, 1056 nucleotides long. RefSeq lists its product as uncharacterized. Lineage: Eukaryota; Fungi; Ascomycota; Sordariomycetes; Hypocreales; Nectriaceae. The transcript has a single exon. Bases 1 to 1056 code for a protein of 351 amino acids. The record is from RefSeq and is a predicted model, not a curated record.